UCUCUCUCUCUCUCUCUCUCUCGCUCUCCAGAAUCCUUCAAUCUCUAAUGUAAUAUUGAAACUCUAAGCUUGCACAACGUUCAGUCCAGAUUAUGGCCAAGUCUAUAUUGGGAUGCUUCCUCUUUUCAUCUUGUUACGACCAGAUCAAUUCAAGUCGAAUCUCAUCGAAAGAUCUUGAUGCCUUCUACUAUUCAUAUUCAGAAGAUCUCAGCCAACUCAGUAAGUCUUUUUCGAUCGGCUCUAUCUCUCUUAAUUGUUCCAUCGAAGCCAUGAAAAUUCUUAAGAAGAUACAAGUUGAGCUACUCAUUCUGAUUAAGAAAUCCAACCUACUGAUUUGCUCUGGAACUGAAGAAGGUGAUUGGUUCAGUCAAUACAUGAAAGAUAGCAUAACAAUGUUAGAUUUCUGCAACUCUCUCAAGUUAGCUGUUUCGAGAAUUGAUCGAUACCGUAUAUUGGUAGAUAUCAUGAUCAAUAAACUUAACAAAAAUUAUUCAUCAAAAAUUAUAGAAUUUGAGAGCAAAAAAUAUUCAAACUUUAAUACUGUGGAAGAAACAAUCAAGCAAUGUGAAGGAAUCAGUGUUGAAGAUGAGAGUAACAAUUCUAUCAUGGUUGUUGUAUCAGUGCUUCUUCAUUCAACAAUUGUUUCUAAAGUUUCAAUUGAAUUAGGUGGUUGUGAUUUAGCCUCUAGAUGUCCCCAAUUGAAGCCAUUUAUCGAAAUGCUUUCGAUGCUUGUUCGAGAGUUUAAUGAAAGAGAUUUUGUUAUCAAAAACGGCUCGGGAUCAGAGCUUGUCGAGCAUGACAUCGUGAGGAGAAUGAUGGUGGAUAUUCAGACUCAGGUGAUGGAUGGAAUUGAGGAUAAGGAGAGGUACUUAAGCAGCUUAAAGUUGUUGAGGACAAGUUUAAUUGAGCUUAAGGAAGGGAUAGAGAAGCUUGAUGAUGCUGUGGAUGAUGUCUUUGAUGUUGUAAUUAAAGGGAGGAAUGAAAUGAUGGGAGUUUUAAGGAAUAGGGAUUUUGUAAAUAUAGAAUAG
Messenger RNA from Phalaenopsis equestris, 1028 nucleotides. RefSeq lists its product as uncharacterized. NCBI's taxonomy places the organism in Eukaryota, Viridiplantae, Streptophyta, Magnoliopsida, Asparagales, Orchidaceae. The record is from RefSeq and is a predicted model, not a curated record. The coding region runs from base 93 to 1028 and encodes 311 amino acids. The transcript has a single exon.